AUGGUCCGCGGCUAUUUUCGCGAUCUCACCCUCCAACCGGGGACUCGCGGUCGCGAUGUGGUGGAAGCGGUGGUUAAUAAGAUUCGCCGGUCCCGGGUUUUCCCUGAUGACAGGGACUAUCUCCGACGUUUGGCCUACUGCGAAAGCAGGUUCGGAGAGGACUCUCUGACCUAUCGCAAAGGUUACUUCGGGGGCAUCUGGCAAUUCGAUCGGCUCAAAGAGACGCAAUACGAUGAUCCCCAUACGAUCAUCAGCCCGGAGCUCAGAAGAAUCCACGCAGCGAUCUUGGACACCAUGGGCUUCGACUGGUUACGGGUGAAGGAAGAGGACUUGCUGAUGCCGUUCUACUCAGGGCUUGCCGCGUGCAUUCACAAUGAGCUGACACGCCUGUCUCGAGGUCCGAUCCCUUCCGACGUCGAAGGCCAGGAUCUAUGGUGGCAUAAUUGGUACAACCCGAGAAAGGGCAGGGUUGGAGAUUUCGAGGCGCGGGUACAGGAAUUACUCGAAGAAGACUUGCGUGGAACCAGCGGAAAGAUAGACAUCAUGAUGGUCGUCGACGGAAGCCAAAAUAUCGGAAAGACGGCUUUCAAGAUAGCGCUGGACUCGGUGGAACGCCUGGCGGGAAUAUUCGACCUCGACGAGGCUCACGUCGGUAUGAUCGUCUACUCAUUCUAUAUAUCCACCACGAUUUCGCUGAUGCACAAUUUGACCUCGGAGGAACUGAAGAGGGAAAUUCGAAAUACGGAAUAUCCGGAUGGAGAUAGCAAGAACACGUACCUCGGUAUGCUGGGAGCUAUCCAUGCUUUCAAAAGAUUACCGGAUAUUCGGCGAGAAAGCGGGGUGCCAAAACUCAUGGUGGUCUUCACCGAUGGAGUUCACGUUGUAGGGCCGGAUCAUGCCGUUGCGGUUGAAAUGGCCGCCAAAGCAGGUAUUAUAACCUGUUCUUUCGGAAUAGGCGAUAGUAUUGAUGACGGCGAGCUCCUGCGAAUCGCAAACAAUGACACGAAUUUCACGUUCAGGCAGGAUUAUCACGGAUCGUCGCAGGAGCAGAUAGUUCUGAUCGCUCGCCAGGUGAAGACUGUACCGCAAACGCCGAAAAUGGGAUCGGAAACGAUCGAGACGUUGAGGUAUGUCGGUGAGAAGAGAUACUAUCGAUUUGGGGUGCCAACGACUGGUACAACCAUCACGUUGAUCAACGAGGAGGGUGAGACCCGUGGCUACUGGACGUUCACUGCUCAUCAACCCUCCAGUGCCGUCCGUGAUGGCGUCAUAACAGAGGGGGAGACGUUCAUCAAACCGCCACUCCUGCUACUUGGCUUCACGUCGAAUAGAGAUAUCGUGAUUGUAUUCGAAAGUUUUGCGAACAACAGUAGAAUGAGGAUUUGGAUCGACGAGGGAGAUACUACUGGAACUGCUGCCACCAACAUCGACCUAAUGUUAUACUUGCGUAUUGUUAUUUUUUGCUCUAGUACAGCUCUUUUGAAAUGA
Bemisia tabaci is the source of this 1488-nucleotide messenger RNA. RefSeq lists its product as uncharacterized. Lineage: Eukaryota; Metazoa; Arthropoda; Insecta; Hemiptera; Aleyrodidae. The record is from RefSeq and is a predicted model, not a curated record.